This is a messenger RNA of Centropristis striata (black sea bass), 2749 nucleotides long. RefSeq names its product pleckstrin homology domain containing A2 (gene plekha2). NCBI's taxonomy places the organism in Eukaryota, Metazoa, Chordata, Actinopteri, Perciformes, Serranidae. The transcript has 12 exons. The record is from RefSeq and is a predicted model, not a curated record. Bases 281 to 1582 code for a protein of 433 amino acids. Gene Ontology annotation, molecular function: PDZ domain binding. Gene Ontology annotation, cellular component: membrane; cytoplasm.
CAUAGAUCACAUCCGGGGCUGGUUUAUUAUAAUAACGAAACGUCCAACCCGGAAAAAAAGACAAGUCUUCUGUAAUCCGAUCACACAAACAAACAGAAGAGAGUGUAAGAGCCUCGUGCACACAGGCGUUUUUAGUGUAAACUGUUUGGAAAAGUUCUUAAAACUUUAUCUGACAUGUUAGUUUGCCGGACUCUGGUCUCUCCUCGGUGCUUCGGAGCUGUGCGGGGCGCUGGCUGUGGCGCACACUGACUCCACAGCGGUGACAUGUGAUAGCAGCAGCAUGCCGUACGUGGACCGGCUGAACCGUGUGUGUGGCUUCCUGGACAUCGAGGAGAAGGAGAACAGCUGCCGCUUCCAGAGGCGAUACUUCAUCCUCGACACGCAGGAAAAUGCUCUGCUGUGGUAUAUGGACAACCCUCAGAACCUGCCCAGUGGAGCGAGCUUUGUUGGCACCCUGAGACUAACCUACAUCUCUAAGGUGAAUGAAGCUACAGCGAAGCAAAAGCCAAAGACAGAGUUCUGCUUUGUCAUCAAUGCAGUUUCGCGGCGGUACUUCCUCCAAGCCAAUGAUGUGACUGACAUGAGGGACUGGGUGGCUGCUCUCAACAGGGCCAGCAAGAUCACUGUUCCUAAGGCCGGCCCAGCACCUCCGAGGGCUGUUGUGACCGCAGUAAUCAGCGACACUCAGGGAGGAAAGAAGCGGCAGGCCUACAAGGCUGAGAUCAUCGGUGGCGUGGUUGUGCACACUCCCAUCCAGAAUGAGAGCGAAGAGACAGAAGGGAGAGAGAGGAAAGGCAACAGGCCAGGCAUGCUGAGGUGCGGUUUCUGUGUCAAACAGGGGAAUGUGAGGAAGAGCUGGAAGAGAAGGUUUUUCACUCUGGAUGACAACGCAGUGAGUUACUACAAGUCUGAGACGGAUAAGGAUCCUCUCCGAGCUAUUCCGCUGAGAGACAUUCAGAAGGUCCAUGAAUGUCUCGUCAAGUCAGGGGAUCUCCUGCUGAGAGACAACUUGUUUGAGAUCAUCACCAGCUCCCGAACCUUCUACAUACAGACAGACUCUCCAGAGGAGAUGCAUGGCUGGAUCAAAGACAUUGAGGUGAAGAUCCAGGACUUCAGAGGGCCCCCUAAGGGUUUUUCAUUUAAACGUGCGUCCUCUCUCUAUCGAAGUCACAAUGCCUCUUCAUCGUCUCGAGGUCAUCAGGGCGAUGACCGCAGACCUCCGCUGGUCAAGUCCUGCUCUGUGGCGCCGGGCUGGCAGCCCUGGACGCCUGUCCCUCCGGGUGAGCCCUCCAUCCUGGAUGCAGAGGAUGAAGACAGUGCUUUCAGCUCUGUGCCCACCUUGCCUUCUCUCUCCUCCUCCUCCACCUCUUCCUCCACCUCCUCCUCCUCCAACUCCCUCUCUGCCCCGGCCCCUUGCCCCAACGCGCCUCCAGCAGCUUCAACCAGCGGACUGGGGAUCCUCACGGCGUCAGGAGACGUAGCCAGCGGGCGUCGGAGGCACCGCUCGCAGCCUCAGCCUCACAGCGGCUGCAGCUUCCCCUUCAGCCUGGAUGACGACGGCAUCCGCACCACGGACGUCUAAGUUCAGUGAAGUCUGUCCAGACUCCUUAUGUGGACUUGGUACCUGCUUUUAAAUGAAUGUGACUGGUAAUAAUAGUAUUCCCUGCUAAUGAAGUGACACUGUGACCAUCUGCCUCAAUGCCAUGACGUGAGAUUGGGGCCUCCUGCUGGUCUUGUUGCUGCAUUGCAGACGAAGGAUGUACCCAGCUGGAAGGGGACCAAGAGGCGCAGUGAUUGUUGUUCACAGGACUGUGAAGAAGUACGAUGGAGUGUUUUUAGUGCAACUUCCUCUGAAAACUUGAAUAAUCUUGUUGUUAAUUGUUCCUGCAGACUUACAAGUUAUGGCACAUGCUUUCAAUCUGUUGCACUUGGCUUGACCGUGUUUUCACCCCCGCUACAAGUAUUCACCAAGACAUUUAAACACAUCAGUAUCCAUAUAUUUAUAAGCUUACGUUCACAAAAUACUCUCAAAUCUCAAAAUCUUUACUUUCUUUUGAGCCCAGCAGUGUUUUUUUCUUCCUGUGACACAUCAUCUUAUCUUCAUGAAUAAUAAACAAGCAUUUCCUUACUAACAUAUCAUGUGUCAGAUGGGGUAAAGUAAAAGUGUAGGUACAUGCAGUCACAUGCUAACUGACUGAGGGCUCUUCUAUUGUCUGCAGCAGCUUCUAUGUGUUUGCACUAUGUUUUAAACAGGAGCUUUUUAAUACUCGGCUUAAAGAUCAAUCGUCAGUAAACUGUGACUCCUCUCUAAGCUUUUAACAGGGUACCGUAAUAAUACAGCAGUGUUUUUAAAUGGUACUUGUUGUAGGAUGUUCUGCCAGCGUCAAAGUACAGCUGAUCAGCUGUUCGACAGCCUUAAUGUGAUAUUCUUAUUCCAGCAAUAUGUGGGAAAAAUGUGCCACUACUUCUGGUAAUUUAAUUGUAAUUCCGCACUUUGCUUUUCUAAUUUUUACUUGUGUUUUUUUUAAUGCUUUCACAGCAGAUAUUACAGCUUCCUCUCAUAUGAUGCCUCAGAUACGUUGUGUUGUUACACCGAUAGUCUCAGCCCUCCUCAGGUUCACCUCAAGGCUUCAUUGAUGUGGUACCAUGUUCACACCCGUUUCCGUUUUCUGAAGCUGUGUGCACUCGUCUGCCUGCGUAUAAUGUUAAUUUCCUUUUCUUGUACAUUAAAUGUUGCUUUUUAUUGGUC